GACGCAAAUGCCAAGGACGCAAAGAAGAACAAGGACAAUGGAGCAGCUGCCGAUGGCGCUGCAAAGGACGCAAAUGCCAAGGACGCAGAGAAGAACAAGGACAACGGAGCAGCUGCCAAUGGCGCUGCGAACAAUGGAACUGCUAACGCUGCUGAUGGUAAGGGCAAGAAGAACAAGGACGCAAAUGCCAAGGACGCAAAUGCCAAGGACGCAAAUGCCAAGGACGCAAAGAAGAACAAGGACAACGGAGCGGCUGCCGGUGGUGCUGCGAACAAUGGAACUGCCAACGCUGCCGAUGGCAAGGGCAAGAAGAACAAUGAUGCCAAUGCCAAGGACGCAAAGAAGAACAAGGGAGCAGCUGCCAAUGGCGCUGCGAACAAUGGAACUGCCAACGCUGCCGAUGGCAAGGGCAAGAAGAACAAUGAUGCCAAGGCCAAGGAGAACGGUGACGCGGGUAGUGCCGCCGACACAGGCAAGGCUGCGGCUGGGGGCAACCAGAUUCUCGCCGAUCUCCUCUCGGGUCUCACUGGCGGUGCUGGUGCAGGUGCAGGUGCUGGUGCAGGUGCUGGUGCUGCCAACGGCAACCCUCUGGCGCUCCUCUCCGGCCUCCUCGGGCGCGACGAAGAGUCAGCUGAUGCGGAAUAAACGGCAGUGGGCGUUUCCGUCUGGCUGUAGAAGGAUCACCGUGCCGGGCCGGGUCCUGCAAUAGGGUUUCUCCUAGCGGUCCCGGCCAACGCAACGGCGAAACCCGUGGCAGCUUCGCUGGUAGGGCUGCUUGUCGAGUGUGCUGAUAUGUCGCAAUGGUUGAACGGGGAAAUAACAAAAACCACACAUUUAUUUUUUCGGUGGUGCGCGCGGAACUUGGCUUCCUCCCGUCGCAUCGCCGUUAAGAAUCUCCUUUUGUUUGGGUGUAUUCUUAGGACGGGGUUUGCUGCGAGGGAUUCUUCUCACCUCAUGAGCUUAGGGUUCUUCAGAUGCGUUUUGUAAAUAUUACCGGGAGCCCGCGGAUUUCUUUUUCUUGGGGAAAUUCGGUGAGAAAGGAUUUGGGCGAGGCCGCCCCUCGGAAGCUUAUAUAUCCCGGUUGCGAUACCAUGAGAACGAGAAUGGAACAUAUUAUUCCUCCAAACCGAAUGCUGGCGUGUGACUGCUUGAGUGAGAGAGAGCGCGCGUUGCAAUUUUGGGAGUGAGAUGAGA
Messenger RNA from Colletotrichum navitas, 1194 nucleotides. RefSeq lists its product as uncharacterized. The transcript has 2 exons. The record is from RefSeq and is a predicted model, not a curated record. NCBI's taxonomy places the organism in Eukaryota, Fungi, Ascomycota, Sordariomycetes, Glomerellales, Glomerellaceae. Bases 8 to 709 code for a protein of 233 amino acids.